This is a messenger RNA of Ctenopharyngodon idella (grass carp), 1493 nucleotides long. It is a transcript of the gene pef1, whose product is annotated as penta-EF-hand domain containing 1. Gene Ontology annotation, biological process: COPII vesicle coat assembly. The transcript has 5 exons. Lineage: Eukaryota; Metazoa; Chordata; Actinopteri; Cypriniformes; Xenocyprididae. Gene Ontology annotation, molecular function: calcium ion binding. The coding region runs from base 85 to 897 and encodes 270 amino acids. The record is from RefSeq and is a predicted model, not a curated record.
CGUCAUAACCAACCAAUCAGCUUCAAGAGGCGGGUCUUAUUAAAUACAGCCCGAUCGCUCCAUUUGCUAAAGAUCCUCUGCGGAAUGAGUUAUCAAUACGGACAGGGUUAUCCAGGACCAGGUGGUAACGCUCCCCAACGCCACCCGCCUCCAGGGGCACCUUAUGGAGGAGGUCCUGCUGCUGGACAGUAUGGUUCACCUUAUGGUGGUGCCCCUCCAGGGCAACAGUAUGGUGGAGGGGUUCCAUAUGGGUCUUAUGGUCAACCCAGACCAGGAGCACCGUACGGUGGGGGCCAAGCUCCAGGUGGUCCAUAUGGAGGUUAUGGACAACCCCAGAGUGGACCAUAUAGUCAGCAGGCUCCUGCAGGUAACAUUCCUCCCGGUGUGAACCCUGAGGCCUACCAGUGGUUUUCUUCUGUGGAUACAGAUCAUAGUGGCUACAUUAACGCAAAAGAGCUGAAGCAAGCACUCAUGAAUUCCAACAACUCCGCUUUCAAUGACGAAACCUGCAUUAUGAUGCUCAAUAUGUUUGACAAAACCAAAUCCGGACGCGUAGAUGUAUUUGGUUUCUCUGCACUGUGGGUGUUUCUGCAGCAGUGGAGGGCAAUGUUCCAACAGUUCGACCGGGACCGAUCGGGAUCAAUUAACAGCACUGAGAUGCACCAGGCAUUAUCUCAGAUGGGCUACAAUCUGAGUCCUCAGUUUAUUCAGGAACUGGUGAAUCGUUACUCUAAAGGCGGUGUGAACGGGGUUCUCCAGCUGGACCGCUUCAUUCAGGUGUGCACUCAGCUCCAGAGCAUGACCCAAGCCUUCCGCGAGAAAGACACCAGCAUGACUGGCAACGUGAGGCUGAGUUACGAAGACUUCCUGUCUGGUGCCAUUACCAGACUGAUGUAAAGAACUGCAGCAGCAAUUCAGAAGAUGACCUGACUCUGAAUGUGUGGCACGACACUUCACCCUCUCAACAGUGCCUUUCACUGCAGCUCACCCUGAUUUCACCACAAUGAGCUGAAAACUAUGUUCAUUAAACAUUGCCAACUAGCCAAAUAUUGCACUCAUCGCAAGACUUUACCAUUGUGAUAUGAUUGUCUGCUUUAGAAAAAUAUGUAAUGCAGUUAUUCAAGGAUAACCUAAUGCCAAAAUAUCAGCGGUACAUGUGAACAAAAUGCCAUUAGCUAUGCAACAAGCACUAUUUACUAAUUAAUGGUAGUAUAUCAUGAAAGUAUGAAUACAUUUGAUUUUCUUUUUGUUAAAAAUGAACAUUUCUGUGCUUUUUGAAUGUUAGCAAAAAAUAUGAAAGCUUAUGAUUAUGAAUGCUUGAAAUUGAAAUUUGUUUAGCUCUCCCUCCCCAAAGCUUUUUUUUUUUUUUUUGUAUGAUAAUAUUUAUGCUCACUACUUAACUGCCUUUUAUUUCCUAUAAGAUGACAAAAGGUGAAUAUUGAUUUUUCGUUAUUUUGCUUACAAUAAAAAACAGACUUAUAAUAAAAAAUGCA